CCCAGUAUUCAAAUUGAUUCAUCAUUCACGAACCAUCGCAGAAAGCAAGACUAUUGACACUAGCUAAAGUUAUUGGUGAUCUAAGACAACUCUUUGUUCGUUGUGGAGAUGGAGACCGAGCACAAGAAACAAGAACUGAAGCACCUUGGAUUUGUGAGGUUGGCCGCGAUUAAGGCGCUGGUCUGCGUGUCGAGUCUGUACGACUACGCCAAGAGUAACUCGGGGCCGUUGCGAUCGGCGGUUGGGACCGUGGAGAGUGCCGUGACAACCGUCAUCGGACCUGUCUACAAGAAAUUUAAGUACGUUCCUGUUGAUGUCCUUGUUUUUCUCGACAAGAAGGUGGAUGAAGCUUCACACAAGUUUGAUAAACAUGCCCCACCAACGGCAAAGCAUGUUGUGAGCCACGCCCAUAUAUUAAUAGAGAAGGCCUUACAGAAAGCCCAGAAGUUUGUAAGUGAGGCUCAGACUGGAGGGCCACGAGCAGCUUUGCACUAUGCUGCUGGAGAGUAUAAACAGUUCGUGCUCGCAAGUUCUGCUAAGGCAUGGCAUAAACUCAACCACUAUGCAAUCUUCCACACUGUGUCGGAUAUUACUGUGCCAACGGCUGCACACUGGUCGGGCAAGUAUAACCAUGUUGUUUUGGACUUGAACAAGAAGGGUUAUCCGGUCGUGGGCUAUCUUCCUUUGGUUCCCAUUGAUGAAAUUGCCAAGGCUUUUAAGCAGACUGAAGCAGAGAAGAAAGCAAAUGAGACAGAAGCAGAGAAGGAAGCAAAUGAGACAGAAGCAGAGAAGAAAGCAAAUGGGCCUGAAGCAGGUUCAAGCUCAGAUUCUGAUUAAGAAGUUAAUCUGAAGUUAUUUUUUCUUCAGUUUGCUUUACCUUGUUGUCUGGCUCGCUAAAAUGUAGUAGGCUGUGUAUUUUGUUAAGUAUUUGUAGCAAUGUGGAUAGUCAAUAACUUUGUAAAUGACUUCUAGACUUUCCUCAUGUGAAUUAAUGCUGCAUAAAUUCUGUUAUGGGAACUGUUCUUGUUGGUUCAGAUU
Messenger RNA from Pistacia vera, 1038 nucleotides. RefSeq names its product REF/SRPP-like protein At1g67360. The coding region runs from base 109 to 837 and encodes 242 amino acids. The record is from RefSeq and is a predicted model, not a curated record. Lineage: Eukaryota; Viridiplantae; Streptophyta; Magnoliopsida; Sapindales; Anacardiaceae. The transcript has 2 exons.